CCCUGUGUGUCAGUUUUGUUUGGAUGUGUCUUAUUCAGGGCUGGGAUGGGUCAGCUGGGAACCUAAAGUCAUGCUUUGCUCACUUAAAAAAAAAAAAAAAAGGCCUGGAGGCAAAGGACUUGGGAAUCUAAGUGGGAAAACUCCUCCUACCGAAGAUAAACAGGUAUAUAACCCCAUGAAAGAGUAGCUAAGACAACACUAUCAAUCCUGGGUGCUAUAGAUGUUUUACUUUGGAAAAAAUUCGGAGCACCAAGGCUGGGAUGGCUCCAGAGCAUUUAUGGCCGGUGGUCCUUGUGGCUCUAUUCGUCACGCCCAUCCAGUCUCUGAACUGUGUUUAUCUGGAUAACACCACCUUGGAAAGUGUGAAACUUCUGGGCAGCAUUAUCCGCUCUCCCCUAAAAUGUCUAAAAGAAAUCAAGGAUUUUGAGUUCCCUAAAGAAAUUCUUCCACACAUCCAGCACGUGGAAAGGGACAUGAAGGAGGCCUUCUAUCUUAUAUCGAUUCAGGCACUAAAUAUUUUCAGUCAGAAUAGCUACAUCUCCCCUACAACAAGGGAGCGGCUACAGCACAUCAGAAUGGGACUGUUUGAGCAAGUGCAGCAAGCGCUAGACUGCUUUAUGGAUGAGGAGAAAAAGAACAAGGAGGAGGAUAAUAAGACGGAACAACCCCGACCAAAGUACCCCCAGAGGGUCUACCUGGAAUUGAGCAAGUAUUUCAUCAAAAUCAACAAGUUCCUGGGGGAUAAGAAAUACAGUUUCUGUGCCUGGGAGAUUGUCGGAGCAGAAGUGAGAAGAUGUUUCAUGAUAUUUUACAACUUCAAAAGACUACUCAAAAUACAAUCAGAGUCAUCCACCUUCAGGCAAGAACUUAGAUAGAAACUGACUGCUCAGACACACUCAGGAACCCUCUAUGCUACGGCUAUCACCAGCAUGCGGCUAAACUCUUCAGACUCAAGACUUUCCAAGUGCAAGGGUCAAGACAGUAUACUCAAAGAAAGUCCUAUGGCAAAACGAAGGACAAAUUUCAGUGGAAAAGUUAGAAGAAAUGUUAAAUUAAAAAUAACAAAAAAAGUUGUAGAUUAUGGCAUUUAGGUUACCAGUCAAAGAACCAGAUAAUAAAACUAGU
Peromyscus leucopus (white-footed mouse) is the source of this 1125-nucleotide messenger RNA. It is a transcript of the gene Ifnk, whose product is annotated as interferon kappa. The transcript is spliced from 2 exons. NCBI's taxonomy places the organism in Eukaryota, Metazoa, Chordata, Mammalia, Rodentia, Cricetidae. Gene Ontology annotation, biological process: B cell differentiation; B cell proliferation; positive regulation of peptidyl-serine phosphorylation of STAT protein. Gene Ontology annotation, cellular component: extracellular region. Bases 261 to 875 code for a protein of 204 amino acids. Gene Ontology annotation, molecular function: type I interferon receptor binding; cytokine activity. The record is from RefSeq and is a predicted model, not a curated record.